CGGAGCAGAGCACUCCAAUCCCGUCCCGCUUCCGCGGCGCUCUCAGAACCGGAAAUAAAAUGCGCGGAGAAAAUAGGCCAAUCGGAAAACGAACCUUGCCUCCUCGGGCGGGAUGGAUCGGAGGCUGCCCUGGAAGCCAACCAGACGCCAAAGCUAGAAAGGGGUGGACCCUGGCUCCGCAUAGGUUUCGCUGCCGCCGCUGCUGCCACUAUCGCUGUCACUGUCGCUGCUGCCACUAUCGCUGUCACUGGCGCUGCUGCCUCUGUCCAGCUGAAAUGACCGUGGGGAGGCCAGCUGAAAUGACCGUGGGGAGGCCAGCUGAAAUGACCGUGGGGAGGCCUGAGAGAGCCCCCGGAGGCGCGGAGGGGAGCCGUCAGAUAUUUCCCCCUGAGUCCUUCCCAGACACAGAGGCAGGAGAGGAGCUGUCCGGGGAUGGGCUGGUUUUGCCCAGGGCCAGCAAACUUGACGAGUUCCUCAGCCCAGAGGAGGAGAUAGAUUCUACUUCUGACUCAACUGGGAGCGUUUACCAGACCUUACAGGAACUGAAGCAGAAAGGCAGAUGGUGUCUGUUGGAGUCUGUCUUUCAGUCUGACCCAGAGAGUGAUGAAAACCUCUCUGAAGAUGAGGAGGACCUGGAGAGUUUGUUCCAAGACAAGGACAGGGGGAUGGUGCAGGUCCAGUGCCCCCGGGCUCUGAGGUGUGGCUCCACAAGGCGCUGCAGCUCACUGAACAACCUUCCCUCCAACAUUCCCAGGCCUCAGACCCAGCCAUCCUCAGGCUCCCGGCCUCCCUCCCAGCACAGAAGCGUCAGCUCCUGGGCAUCAUCCAUUACUGUCCCUCAGCCAUUCCGCAUGACGCUGCGCGAGGCCCGGAAGAAGGCCGAGUGGCUGGGCUCACCUGCCUCCUUUGAGCAGGUGAGGCAGCGGGCCCAGAGGCAGGGCGAGGAAGAGGCCGAGUGCCACAGGCAGUUCCGGGCACAGCCUGUGCCUGCACAUGUCUACCUGCCCCUCUACCAAGAGAUCAUGGAGCGCAGCGAGGCCCGAAGGCAGGCAGGGAUCCAGAAGAGGAAGGAACUACUCCUCUCUUCUUUGAAGCCCUUCAGCUUCCUGGAGAAGGAGGAGCAGCUAAAGGAAGCUGCUCGACAGAGAGACUUGGCUGCCACAGCUGAAGCCAAGAUCUCCAAGCAGAAGGCCACCAGAAGGAUUCCCAAGUCCAUUCUGGAGCCAGCCCUUGGGGAUAAACUCCAGGAAGCUGAGCUCUUCAGGAAAAUUCGCAUCCAAAUGAGAGCCCUGGACAUGCUCCAGAUGGCCUCUUCCCCUAUCGCCUCCUCUAGUAACCGGGCUAACCCACAGCCCCGCACAGCCACCCGAACCCAGCAGGAAAAGCUUGGGUUUCUGCACACUAACUUCGGAUUCCAGCCUCGGGUGAAUCCUGUGGUCCCUGACUAUGAGGGCCUUUACAAGGCCUUCCAGAGAAGAGCAGCCAAAAGAAGAGAAACCCAAGAGGCCACUCGCAACAAGCCCUUCUUGCUGAGGACCGCCAACCUGCGCCACCCUCAGCGGCCCUGUGAUGCUGCCACCACCGGAAGGAGGCAGGAUUCCCCACAGCCACCAGCUACACCCCUGCCAAGGAGUCGUUCUCUGAGCGGCCUUGCUUCCCUCUCUGCCAACACUCUCCCUGUGCACAUCACAGAUGCCACCAGGAAGAGGGAAUCUGCAGUCAGAAGUGCACUUGAAAAAAAGAACAAAGCAGAUGAGGGUAUUCAGUGGCUGGAGAUACACAAAAAGAAGUCUCAAGCAAUGUCCAAAUCUGUGACCUUGCGUGCAAAAGCCAUGGAUCCCCAUAAAAGCCUGGAGGAAGUGUUCAAAGCAAAGCUGAAAGAGAACCGGAACAAUGACCGUAAAAGAGCGAAAGAAUAUAAGAAAGAACUGGAAGAAAUGAAGAAGCGAAUACAAACAAGGCCCUAUCUCUUUGAACAAGUUGCCAAGGAUCUAGCCAAGAAAGCAGCAGAACAAUGGUAUCUAGACACCCUGAAGCAGGCUGGGCUGGAGGAAGACUUUGUGAGAAACAAGGGUCAAGGCACCCGGGCUGUUGAAGAGAAGGAGACCAAAGUCAAGGAUUUUCCCAGGUUCCAAGAAACUACAAAACUCAGCAUCAGAGAUCCAGAGCAGGGUUUAGAAGGAUCUCUAGAACAGCCUGCAAGCCCCAGGAAAGUACUGGAGGAGCUGUCUCAUCAGUCACCAGAAAAUCUCGUAUCACUUGCUUAAUCACUACACUUAAAAUUACUGCUUUUGAAAAAUAUUAAGCAGCUAACUUGGGUUUGAGUCAAGGCAGGGAAAACUUGGGUUUUGAGUCAUGGCUACUGUUAGAGGAUAGAGAAAUGAAGAGUAGCAGAUUAAUAGGCCGGGCGCAGUGGCUCACGCCUGUAAUCCCAACACUUUGGGAGGCUGAGGCACGCGGAUCAUCUGAGGUCAGGAGUUUGAGACCAGUCCAGCCAACAUGGCAAAACUCCACCUCUACUAAAAAUACAAAAAUUAGCUGGGCGUGAUGACACGUGCCUGUAAUCCUAGCUACUUGGGAAGCUGAGGCAGGAGAAUCACUUGAACCCAAGAGGCAGAGGUUGUAAUGAGCUGAGAUCACUCCACAGCACUCCAGCCUGGGCAGCAGAGCAAAACUCUGUCAAGAAAAAAAAAGAGCAGCAGAUAACAGAGAAUAGUUCAAGGAAAUCAAAGUGGGGAGGCUCAGGUGGAGGGAUGGUAGCCUAAAGUUAAGGGUUCCUGCUUUGUGCCACACACUUAGAGAAUUAGGUACAGAAAAGAGAGCACAGGCCCAAAUGCCUAUAAGGGGCUAGUGCAGAAACAUAAAUGCGUCCAUGGAGUGGGUGUAGACAGUAGGAGAUAGUAGACACUGGAAAGUAUCAUCAAAUCCUGCUGGAAUAUAGGCUCAGAGUUACUACAUCAACUACAUUUUCAUCAAGCCAGAAAUUUGUAUGCUAUCAACUAAUUUAAAAAUUACUUAGAAAUACUGUAUGGGCAAAAUAAAAUACAUCUGCAUAUCAGAUCUAGCCCAUGGGGGAUGAAAAACUUACAACUUCUAGUACAGGAUUUCUUAUCCUCAGUGCUAUUAAUAUUUUGGGCCACCUAAUUCUUUGUUGAGGGUUGGGGAAGGGAACUGUCCUGUACAUUGUAGAAUGUUUAGUAGCAUCCCUGGCCACUACCUGCUAGAUGCCAGUAGUACCCCUCUCCCCAGUUGUGACAACCAAAAAUGUCUCCAGAUAUUGCAUAUCCCCAGGGGGCAAAAAUGUCCCUGGCUGAGAACCACUGCUCUAAUAUAAAUGGCUGCAUGAAGCAAAAAUUGGCAUUCUAAGAAUACAAGUAAUUGCCAUGAACACAGUCUAUGUACUAUGUGAUUAUGCAUGUCAUUAACAAAUUAAGAAUUUAAAACAAUUCUCUCCCGUUAUCUGUUUAGAAUGUGCCUGUGUGUUUAUGUGAACAUGAGGUUCAUUUUAAGUAAACUUAAAAUUUCCCAGACAACCAAGAUUUUCUACUAGUAGGUGAACUUUGGAAUAAUUUUCUUCUCACCAAUAAUAAUUGGAUAUUCUGGCUCGGUGCAGUGGUUCAUGCUUGUAAUCCCAGCACUUUGAGGGGCCAAGGCAGGAGGAUCGCUUGAAGCCAGGCGUUCAAGACCAGCCUGGGCAACAUAGACCUCAUUUCUACCAAAAAAAAACACAAAAAGUUAGCUGGACUGGUGGUACAUGCCUAUAGUCCUAGCUAUUCAGGAGGCUGAGGUGGGAGGAUGCCUUGAGCCUAGGAGUUCAAGGUUACAUUGAGCUAUGAUUACACUACUGCACUCCAGCCUGGGUGAAAGAGCAAGACCCCAUCUCAAAUCAUAAUGAUGAUGAGUGGAUAUUUUCUCAGUAGCUGUGGAGACAGGAUGAUUGAUAGCAAGAGUGCCUGCUCUAACUAAAGCACCUUUCUCAAGCUUUUUUAGAAAAACUAUCUUUGUGGAAAAAUUCAAAAGUAUCUGUUUUUAUUGCCAUUUUCUCAGAUGUGUCUUUUUUGGUGGUGACAGAGUAAUAAUCCAGUAACUAUCACCUGGGCUUAAGAAAUGAAGAUGUUCUUGUUGUUUCCCAAGACUCCUCGGUUCAGUUUUACUGGUAUGGAAUCCUAAGGGUAAAUCAGUACACUAUUUUAAAAGGAAAGAUUAAAUUCUUAAUCUCUAAGAAAACAAAUUUUGUAUAAAACAAGAGCCAAAGAACUGACUGGGCUGUUUUGUUUAUUUAAAGGAAAACCUGAAUCUCUGCAUCAUGUAAUUUUUAACUUUAAAAAAACAAAAACAUGAAAUCCCUCUUAACAUGCUACUGUAUGUUCCAUUAACGAAGAAAGCAAAGUGACCAAGUAGAAGUGUAUAGGACAAGAUAGUACCUCAGCCUGGGCCAAGGGGAGAUUCAAGUAAUUUAUUUUUUUGCAGCCCAGUGGCAGAGAGUCUCUUACUCAGGUUGCUAAAGGGAGAAUGUAACAAGAGAAUUGACAUCACUCCCUUCUUCAAAGCAACAAGGCAUCUUGAAAACUCAACUUCCUGGUGAAGCUCUGUUGUUGGUAGCAGGAAUUAUUUCAUCCAUGUGAAAAGACAGCUGAGUCUGGGAUGAAAACUCUUCAAAGGAACACCUCCCCUCAACAGUCAGAAUGAAGAACUUCAGCCAACACAUAAUCAAAUUCACUUUUGGUCUAUCCCAGAAAUUUGCAGUGGGAAGAGAGGUAGGUACAGUUUCCCAGCCCACAGUCAUUGCUUCAUUCCUUGUCUGAUCAGAUGGUAGUUAGAAAAGAAGCUCUCCUACAUCCAUCUUCUAUACCAGGAAAAAGGAAGAGUGGCAAAAGCAGAGUCUUGUGCCUUCAAAGAUUCAUUCUGGUUCUGUUGUGGGCUAAGGCAUCCUGUUCCCAGUAUACGCAUUUUGAGAUCAGAUAGAGUUGCUCUUCCAGGAGUCAGCACCCACGCUCAUGUCCGUCUUUCAGUUAAAUCUCCUUGGUUUAGUAACUGUAAAAGAUUGAAAGCAAAUCUAGAAUAGGUUACAGUUGAAUUAUAGAAAAAAUAAUUCAUAGUAAAAAGGAUUAAGAGUGGAGGAUGGAGAAUGCACUACAGGGGUGAAUGAAGGCUAUCUACUUCCAAAGCAAACACAUGCACGGACUGAUAGAUGUCACUGUGGCCUUGGGACAGCACUUUAGCCAUGUCAUAAGGCUGGCAUUUUAACUCUGGCAAUCAAAUAUUCUGAGUCUAUAAGCCAAACUAUUGUUUGUGUAGUUACCUACUCAUCAGUCAGUGACAGAGGAAUCUCUAUCUUACAGGGAAAACAGAAAUGGUGGAACCAAAAUCUUAUACGUGUCAGCCAAAAGAUAGGCUGAAGGCUCAAGUAGGAGAAGGAAAUAGGAAGAGGAGCUGUUCCUUUAUAAGUACUAUAUGAGAACUGAAACCCACUCAUAAAAGAUCUAGGGGUUCCUUGGGCUUAAAAGAAUGAUAAGCCUAAGGGACUCCUGCAUAAUGGCAACUACCACUAACAUUCUACUCUAUACACAAGGCUCUAUUCAAAGGAGUUUUGAAAUAAUGAAAUUGGCUUCCAUUUUAAUAUAAAAACAAAAUGAG
Messenger RNA from Gorilla gorilla gorilla (western lowland gorilla), 5637 nucleotides. RefSeq names its product FAM161 centrosomal protein B (gene FAM161B). NCBI's taxonomy places the organism in Eukaryota, Metazoa, Chordata, Mammalia, Primates, Hominidae. Gene Ontology annotation, cellular component: cilium. Gene Ontology annotation, biological process: cilium organization. The transcript has 9 exons. The record is from RefSeq and is a predicted model, not a curated record. Bases 60 to 2267 code for a protein of 735 amino acids.